This is a messenger RNA of Leptidea sinapis, 4471 nucleotides long. Its product is annotated as rho-related GTP-binding protein RhoN-like. Gene Ontology annotation, molecular function: GTPase activity; GTP binding. The transcript has 7 exons. Gene Ontology annotation, biological process: small GTPase-mediated signal transduction. The record is from RefSeq and is a predicted model, not a curated record. Lineage: Eukaryota; Metazoa; Arthropoda; Insecta; Lepidoptera; Pieridae. Bases 156 to 854 code for a protein of 232 amino acids.
CCUCAACCGCCGACUUGUUUGAACGUGUGUCAUUUAACACGAAAUCACAGUAACCGCGUGUUUUACUCGACAUCGUAUCGAACAUAUUAUUAUUUAUUGGUGUAUUAUGUGUGUGCUUGUGUCUGUGUUGGUUAUCAGUAUCACAUAAGUUAACCAUGUGGUCCGGUAAGAAGUCGGAGGGAGUGUCCGGCACUCCAAGUGCAGGGGAGGAGGAGAUCAAAGUGGUGUUGGUUGGUGACACCCAGUGUGGAAAGACUUCGCUCGUGCAGAGAUUCGUCUCUGAUAGCUACGUUGAGGCGUACACACCGACCGGAUUCGAGAAGUAUGGCUACACGUGCACAGUCGCUGAUUAUAGAGUCAACUUCUCUGUUUGGGAUACCUCAGGAACCACAGCUUACGACACAGUGCGGCCACUGGCGUACCAGGACGCUAAGAUCUUCAUGCUGUGCUUCAACAUCGCUGAACCCGAAUCACUGGACAACGCUUCUGCUAAGUGGUACACAGAAGUUAGAACCCAUGGUGGGUCAGCGCCGGUGUUACUGUGCGGGUGUAAGGCAGACCUCCGGCAUGAUAAAGAGACCCUCACUAUGCUGUCCAAACUCAAAGCACAUCCUGUCACCAGUGAGGAGGCACUAUCAGUAGCGAGACAACUCGGAGCCACAACUUACGUUGAAACAUCUGCCCGUGCUUCAAGCAAAGGUGUGAAAGAUGCUUUCGAAGUUGCAGCACUUGCAGCGUUGGGAAAACUAAAUAAACAGCAAAUGAAGCAACAGAAACAAGUUGGACGCAGCAAGAGCAAACGUGAUUUGAAAGCAGAGCUAAAGGGACGAGCGAAGAGUUGUUGUGUUAUGUGAUCCGUAGCCGGCCACCCAUCAAGGUGGCCGCAUGACUGUUAGACGACCACUUCCCAUCGUAAUAUAGUGACAUAAUAUUGAAUGUAUCAGUGUUAUACAUUUUCUACAAUUGCGGGCCUAUGGCAGCACCUUGGGACAUCCCUCUUCAUACGUAUUUGAUUAUACAUAUUAAGAAACGGUGAAGAAUUGUUCUACGAAGGUAUUAAACUAUAUAAGGUGUCUACGAUUAUGUAAUACAAGUAUACAAAAUACUAAACUAAGAGAACAGAGUUCUUUAGAAACAAAUUUUAAAAUUGAUAGUAUUGAAAUUAAAUAUGUAAAUUAAUUAAUAUUAAGAAUUAAUGAGAGCGCGACCCUGUGAUAUGUAAAAUUAAUGUUUUGGCAUGGAAUUGUUAAUGGUGUUAUAAAUUACACCAAAUAUUAUUUAAGAGCUACAGACAGAAAGAAAAACCUUCUUAAAGGCCUUACUUAAUUCUGUUUGUAGUAAAUUGUUUUGCAAAGAAAUAUUUGGUAUAAUUUAUCAAUGGCUAGAUGAUGUUAGGCGCUCUAGACCGUCAUACAAAUUAAUGUUAAAUUUUAUAUUACUAUGAAAUGUAAAACAUUGAAAUAAUGUUUUAAAAUAUUAUUCAUGUUUUAUUACGUCGUAAGACAAUUUUCAUAUUGACUAAGUUAUCGAUCAUGCUCAUUAGGAACUAUUCUUCAAAACCAUUUUGAAAAGUUAGACUUUCGAUGAUUAACAAAUCUUGUUAAAUUUGAGGAUUGCCGGUAAUGGGCUAUAAAACAAUUGCCUUUCAAAUAUUAUGGUUUAAAUUCUUACAGCGCAAACGCAAAUGCAAUUAAUCAUACAUGGAUUGAUCAGCAUUUCAUUUUUCAUCCAGCGUCCUUCAAAUUAGAUCUAACUUCCUUUGUUGAUGUUUACUGGAGAAAGGCGUAUGCUUGUAUUGCCAUGCCUUAAAUUUUUUCUGUUAUUAAGGAGGUUCAAUAAUGUUGUCACAUUCUCUAUCAUGUUGUCGUAAGUUUAACUGUCUUUCUGUAGUCAUCUUCAGUCAAUCCUAAUGGUAUUUUAGAGUAUUCCAAAUUUUUGAGCAUGAUUUGUGAUAAAUUAAGUAAUUUGCACAAUGCUGGACAAUAUUAAGUACGGAGGUCCAUUAAAUGUUUGAUAUGACGUCCACUACUGCAUUAGUUUAGAUUUUGUACAUCCAUGUUGCUUGUAAUAUCGGUGUUAGAUUCAUGUACACUGUAAUAUAUUUGCGGGCCUACUUCGAAAAACGAGAGUUUAGUCUUUUCUCUUAGAUGAUAGGAUGUUUUUGUUAUUUGAAAUUUCGUACUGAAACACUUAUAGACAACAAUAACCGCACAAAGUUGACGACUUUUAAGAAAAAGGCAAAGUAACUGCUGUCCGUAAAUCAGUAUCAAUUUUUAAAUCUGUAGAACAUACCUAGAGAGUGGGUAUUGCAUAGGCAAUCACAAUAAAUGUAUAAAAGGUAUUUAUUCUUCAAUAUUAUACCAUAAUUCUUUUUCGUAUCAAUUAAAACAUUACUACCGCCUCGAAAACAAUUGGCUCUCCAACAAAAAAUUUUAUGCAUCAGUGUUAUAUAUGUUGUACAAUUGAGGGCCUAUCGCAGCACCUUGGAACAUUCCGCUUUAAACGUAUUUGAUUAUAUUAAGUACCUCGAAUCAGAAAUGAGGAGAGAGGAGAACCAAAGUAACCGAUAUAGUCCGAACGAUUGCGAAACUGAAGUGGCAGUGGGCAGGGCACAUAGUUCGACGGACAGAUAGCCGUUGGGGUAGUAAAGUUCUCGAAUGGCGACCUCGUACCGGAAGACGAAGUGUUGGUAGGCCCCCACAAGAUGGACCAACGAUCUGGUCAAGAUCGCCGGAAUAGGUUGGAUGAGGGCAGGGCAGGACCGAUCGUCGUGGAAAUCUUUGGGGGAGGCCUUUGUCCAGCAGUGGACGUCUUCCGGCUGAUGAUGAUGAUGAUGAAGUACCUGUGAUGAAUUGUUUCAUGAAGAUAAAAAUCUAAUGUGCCAUGAAAUUAUCUAUGACACAUUUUUGUCUGUUUUAUUAAUUUAAAGCUGGGUUGUGGGUGUUUAGCAAAAUGAUUUUUUAGUACGACCAGUCAACGAUGUGCGUUUUAUUUUCAAUCUUGUUGUAAAGAUACAACUUCGUUAUUCGUGGUAGAUCCAUCGUCUCUGUAUAUCUGUUUGUUAGUUUAAAACUAAAAUAUAUAAAUGUUUAUAAUAUAAGCGUAAUUCAAAAGUAGUGUUUUAUUAAUCUGGAAAAUAUUGUUGUCGAUAAAAUAGAGCGCUUUUUGUGCUCUUAAUAUGUAGUCUUGAUGAAGCUGGUAAAUGAUUCAAUUCAAAAUCGAAAAUUUGUUUACUAGAACUAAAAUAAUUAAGACUGCAACACAUUGUAUGGUUAAUUUGAUCUUAGUUUAUAGAUAUAUCAGAAUUUUAAAAAUGAAAACAUCUUAAUAUCAAAUCUAAACGAUUUUAAAUAACUAUACAGUGCAUUUUACUAAUGGAAUCGUAUUUCACAGGCACUAAAACAAAGACUUAUUUAACUAGAUAUCAUUAAAUAACUAUGGUUUAAAUAAAUGUUAUAUUAAUAUACAUACAUUGUAUAUUGUAGGCUUGAGUUUAUGAAAUGAACUUAAAACUACUUAUUUGUAAUUAUGAAUAUAUUUACAGAAAUUGGCUAUAGUUUUUUAUUAUUUAAAUAAGCAUAUUAAGCUUUAAAUUCAAAGUUAGCUUUAAUUAAAUUACAUAUUGUUAUAUUUACGAAAAUGUUAAAUUUCAUUUGGGUAAAAGUAAGAUGUAAUUUAUUUAGUAAUACUUUUUUAUUUUUAGAUUGAACAUAUCACAUUAAACAGUCUUCUUGAAAAUGUUUCCAGUCUUAAAUAUGGCGGCAUUAUGACAUUGUUCGUUGUAUUAAUUGAUAUAUAAUGCUAUUUAGUACACAAAUAUAGUGGAAAAUAUAAACAAAGUCGAUUAAUAUUAACAUCGAAAUUAAUAUACUUUAAGAUAUAUAUGUAUAUUAUAUGUUACAUAAUAUUACUCUUUGAAAUUAUUAAUCCAAAUUCAAAUUCAAAAAAAUGUAACAAAUUUCAUAAAAAUGAUUUAUAAACAUUAAUUCCAACUAUAUUUAUCAUUCAAAUAAUCUUUCACAUUACAAUAGGCCUUAGAUUUUAAUUAAUUUUUUACGAUACAUUAAAAUUUUUUAAUUGGUAUUAUUUUUAUAUCAUUUGGGAGUUUGUUAUAAAAUAUAACACAAUCCAUUUUAAAAGAUUUAGCAAUAUUACUGAGCCUAGAUUGACAUAACACAUUAAUGUUGAAAUACUUACUUUUCUCUGAUUUUUUUAUGUAUCGACGCGUUUUUUAAUCGAUUCUUCCCUAUGUGGUGUACUAAUUAUCGGUGAAUUAAUUACAUUAACUUUCCAUUUAGCUCGGUCAUUAUGAAAUCUGCCAUAUCUAGACAUUAUUAUAUCCAUGUUUGUAAUCAAACGUGUAGUAUAUUUUGUCAUUUCCAUUCGUAGCAUGUUUUGUGUAUUAUAAAAUAUACCUACAGUUGUGAGUCACUUCUUGAUGUUGUUUUUAAAUAUAGAAAUCGAUGUUUUU